Molecule: messenger RNA, 408 nt
Organism: Carica papaya (papaya)
Lineage: Eukaryota; Viridiplantae; Streptophyta; Magnoliopsida; Brassicales; Caricaceae
Source: RefSeq, a predicted model, not a curated record
UGUUUUCAAGUUAAAGUUAUGAUUAUUUACAGAUGGGGAAUAUAUAUAAAGGCUCUUUCAGACACAAAGACACCCAUUCGCAGAAUGCAUCAGCUCAAGCACAAGAUGAAAAAGCAGGGUCUACUCAACCUUCUCCUCGUAUGGCUCCUGCUCACAGCUCCAAAAUACACUCUUAGAAAAAUCAAGGUUCAAGCUAAUGAAUCAGUUCACUUCAAUCUUCAGCCAAGACAGCCUAGCUACCGCACAAGAAAUGUGUUACCUGCUUGGGCUGAGGGGAAGAGGCUUCGCAAGAGCCCAUCUGGGCCCAACCCAGUAGGGAAUCACCAACCACCAUCUAAGCAAUAAAAGGAUGGACGGAAUCCCUUCAGCAUAACAGGUGGGUGAGGGUCACUUAUAUUUAUUUUUUUG